CUCUUUCAUUAAGACCAGGUAGUUAGCACGCAAAGGCUAGCUCCCCACUUUAGCCCGUGUUGAUCCGAGUCAAAGCGUGCGGUGACAUUAGCCACCUUUCGAGGUAUAACGCCGUACGCCACCUGUCUGUUAUGACAACAAAAGUGUCUUUUUACGGAGCAAAACACUCAUUUCUCUCAGUUCACGGCCAUUCGUAGCCAACUCGUUAUCGGUGGUGCAGCUACAUGAAGCUAACGCUAGUGAGUUAGCUGUAACUAGGAAGCUAACCAGCUUACAUAAGUUACAGGCUGUGUGCUGCAUGUUGAUUAGCUGUAGCCACAUAGCGACCCAGGUACCUAUCAGGUCUUGUUUGGUCAGCCCUUUGCGCAGGGACUGUUUGAGCCCGGUGGUAAGGACGGGGUUUAAUGGACAGCCUUGUUGACAUUGCGGUGUCAUAUGCAUAAUAUUGGGGAUGUCGAUUUUGACCCUGCCCGAGUUCAGUGGAUGGCAGAGUUGUCACUCAGAUUCAGCAUCAUACGGUGUGUGUGGCUUUCACGACAGGCAAAGGCAUACGAUGUUUAUUUGGGAUUGUGUUAGGUAGUGUUAUCUGUUGUUUUCGCCCUUUAUCAGUGUAGGUGAGUGGUGAUACUUGAUAUGCAUGACUUGGUCUUGAAGACAUCUUGUAGAUUUUGUUUGGUCAAACUUUAAAAAGUCUGGGGGGGCAAAUUCACUGUCAGCCCUAGAGGAGAUUUUUGUGAAAGUAACUGAACUUUUAACAGAUGUAAUAAUCAGUUUUAAAGAGAAAUUAUUUCCACCACAGACCCUCCUUCUAUUCAUCAUCUCAGAUUUCUAAUAAUGUCAUGGUUAACCUAUCGAUCAGUGUUUAUCCCACCAUGGUAGCCUCGGCCCUAAUUAUAGGUUAAUGCUGCAAAACGUAGGAGAACUUAAUGUUGAAUAUGUAAAGUUACUACAGUUAUGUUUCUUAGGCCUCCAUGUGUAUUUGUGGCCUAGCAGAGGGCUUAUUGUAAGGACUUUAAAGAGCUGUUAAAACAUGUUGCUUUAUUGUUGCGAACUUGACUGGAGGCUAAAGUUAGAAUAAGGCAGAAGAGAAACUGAAAACAAGGAACACUUGACUACUUCUACUUGCUGAGGCAUCAAAAAGCUUUUCUCCAUUUUAACACUAAAAGUUCUCUCUGGUCACAUGACAGGACCAGUGCUUAUCAUGUGACUUAUUAACCAGCUUGACCUUUUUUGCAUAAAUGCAAAAGAAUCAUCCGGUUAAGUAUGUCAUAUGUCAGCACUUUACCUUUACUGUUUUAUGAACAAGGAAAGAGGACAAAGCUGGUUGUUGUUCAUUUUCUGACUCAACUGACGGCGUCUAGUUUAACAAUCUUUCUUAGUCGCCUUUAGAAAUAAAUUGAAUUAAAACAUGAACUUGCUUUGCUCUCUGUGUACAUGAGAUAAUAAUGACAUGAGGUUUUAUAGGACUGGUCCUAGUGGACAGGCCUGUGCUCGCGCUGUGGCGUGCUCCCUCCUCUCCUGUGUCUGUCCCGCUGUUUCUCAUAGGAAGAUUAGCAGAGACACCUGAUGCUGGUGCCAUCUGGCCUCGGCAAAGCCAAGAAGGGAGGUGUCUCACAGCACCAAAGGAAAGGGAGACAUUAGAGAUGACCUGGUUACUCGGCACUCCAAGCACUGUGCUUAUCAAUGAAGGACAACAUGCUCCGAUAUUGCCACACGCCGUCAUGGCUGCAAGGUAAUGGGGUGAGUGUGGAAGGUGCCACCCAUAAGCAGGUGGUGGACCUGAUCCGUGCAGGGGAGAAGGAGCUGGUUCUGGCUGUGCUGUCUGUUCCAGCUCAGGAGGCUGAUGGAUUGGAGGGAGGAGAGGAUGUCCAACCCAACUAUGACUACAGCGAUAAGCAGGCAGUGCCCAUUUCAAUUCCCACAUACAAACAUGUAGAGCAGCACUCCGAGAGGUUUGUGGUGUACAACGUGUAUAUGUCAGGUAGACAGCUGUGCUCAAAGCGCUACCGGGAGUUUGCCAUCCUGCACCAGAACCUAAAGAGGGAGUUUUCCAACUUCAACUUCCCAAAGCUUCCUGGUAAAUGGCCCUUCUCCCUGUCUGAACAGCAGCUGGAUGCUCGCCGCAGAGGCCUGGAGGAAUAUCUCGAGCGAGUUUGCUCUGUGCGGGUGAUCGGGGAGAGUGACAUCAUGCAGGAGUUUCUCUCUGAAUCAGAUGAGAACUACAAUGGAGUGACAGAUGUAGAACUGCGGAUAGCCCUGCCAGAUAAGACCACCAUCUCCGUCAGAGUCCGCAAGAACAGCACCACAGACCAGGUGUACCAGGCGUUGGUGAUGAAGGUGGGAAUGGACACUAUUAUGGCGAGCUACUUUGCCCUUUUUGAAGUCAUCAACCACUCCUUUGUGCGGAAGCUGGCACCUAAUGAGUUUCCCCACAAGCUUUAUGUGCAGAAUUACACAUCGGCAGUGCCGGGGACUUGCUUGGCGCUCCGCAAAUGGUUGUUCAGCUUCCAGGAGGAGGAGUUGCUAAGAGACAACCCGCUGGCACUGCACUACUGCUUUCACCAGGCAUUGGAAGAUGUGAAGAAGGGAUUCAUAAAAACAGAGGACAAAUCCUACCAGCUGCAGAAGCUGGCAGAGCAGCGCAAGAUGGCCACGUACCUGAGUCUGCUGCGGACAUGUGAGGGCUACAAUGAGGUGGCGUUCCCCCACUGCUCCUGUGACUCCAGGAGGAAGGGACAUGUCAUCACAGCUAUCAGCAUCAAUCACUUCAAGCUGCACGCUUGUACUGAGGACGGCACGCUGGAGAACCAGGUGAUAGCGUUUGAGUGGGCGGAGAUGCAGCGCUGGGACACCGAUGAGGAGGGGAUGGCUUUCUGCUUUGAAUACGCCAGAGGAGAGAAGAAACCUCGCUGGGUCAAGAUUUUCACUCCUUAUUUUAACUACAUGCAUGAGUGCUUUGAGCGGGUCUUUUGUGAGCUGAAAUGGAGGAAACAGGUUGAGGAAGAGGCAUCUGACAAAGACAACAAAAACUGCAGCAACAAUGAGUAUCUGCCUCCUCUGGAGACACAGCAGAAGGGAUGGCGCCACCUAGGGGGGGAGAUUGCAACUUCCUAAAACCAUUCGUCAUCACUCAAACUAGAACUGGUCCACUUGCAUCAUCACAGCCACCCCAGAGAGCGCCCAUCAACAAACACAGAACUGAGUGACAGACUGAGGCGAUCCAUGCCCCGAAAAACAUACUGGAAGUGACCUAUUUGGGAAAUUGGAAUAGUCACACUUAAACGACCCCAGGGAUACACACAGCAAGAAGAGCAAUGAAGGAGAAUAAACAAAAGCCAACUUUCAUGUCAUUUACUAGAUCUCCAUAGCGUGUCUGUUGUUUUCCUCCAUGUAUCCGCCCUGUGAUAUGAGGCAGGACAUGAGCAAAUUCUUGCCACUGGUUGAGACGUGACACAUACAGUACAUACAGUGUGUGACCGGUCAGGGUCACCACAGAGCAGCGGCACCAUUUUGCGCAAGGGGAGCACCGCAAUGAAUCGCCACUUGACGAGGGAGCUGACGUGGGAUCCGAUUGUGACGGUCGGGUCCUCCCAACACGACUGGCUCCGUCCAAAGCCCUCGGAGUGGCCCUGGUCUGAUGAACUGAGCUGAGAUGAAAAUAAGAAGGGAGGGAUACAGAAAAUGGGGUUUUCACUUCUUUAACAGGUAGUGAUGAAGAAAGAAAGCAAAGUUAUGCUUUACACUGAUGAUGGACAUUAACACAAAAAUUAUGUUUUCUAUCUGUAAGGUCAGAAGUGUUCUUUCUUUGUUACAAAUGUAACUAACUGAAAAUGGAUGUUGGGGCGGGGGGGGAGGGGUGUCCAUAAUUAUGUGUAUGUUUAACAAUCUUACUUCUGAUAAAAUAUAGAUUAAUAUAAGAGC
Molecule: messenger RNA, 3921 nt
Organism: Morone saxatilis (striped sea-bass)
Lineage: Eukaryota; Metazoa; Chordata; Actinopteri; Moronidae
Gene: snx27a
Product: sorting nexin 27a
Exons: 13
Coding region: 1684-3114 (476 amino acids)
Biological process (GO): signal transduction; intracellular protein transport
Cellular component (GO): early endosome
Molecular function (GO): protein binding; phosphatidylinositol-3-phosphate binding
Source: RefSeq, a predicted model, not a curated record